AUGCGUUCUUCAAUCAUCCUCACUUCUCUGCUGGCGACUCUUGCAGUAGCCACCCCUGUUGAGAAGCGUUACUUGACCACUGAAGUCGAGAUCCACACUGUCUGGACCACAGUCACCAAGGCCGAAGCUGCUCCAACCGCUUUUUCGAAUGUGGAUGCCGAAGACAGCUACAACGACAAUGACCGCGGUCGUGGCCGUGGUCGUGGCCGAGGCCGUCACGGUAGCUCCCCAGCCGUAGACGAGCCAACCCCCGUGCUUUCAAGUUCUGAAGUCGUGGUUCCAACUUCAACACCCCAACCAGCUUCAUCUUCUAACAGAGAGGCACCAAUUCCAUCUGAUGAGCCUGCUCCGACCUCAGAACCUGCUCCAACUCCCGUCACUUCGGACUCCAACAAGGGUGUCAGCGCUUCUGCUCCAGCACCUUCCGCUCCAGCACCUUCUGCUCCAGCAGCUUCAUCGCCAGCUCCUGUUCCUGCUGUGGGUUCUUCCUAUGGUCAGAAGAUCUUGGAUCAGCACAACAUCCAUCGCGCAAACCACACUAAUACUGGUCCUCUGACUUGGUCUGAUAAGCUUGCUGCCACUGCCCUCAAGAUCGCCAACUCCUGCGUCUAUGCGCAUGACACUGCAACCGACAAGUCUCAGUACGGCCAAGGUUAUGGACAGAACAUUGGUGCUGGAUCUCCUCCGGAAGAUGUCCCGGCUAUGAUCACCAACGGCAUGUACAACGAUGAAGCUCCGGCAUACGAAGGACUAUAUGGUCAAGACGACCCAGACAUGAGCAACUUCCACGCAUGGGGCCAUUUCUCUCAGAUCGUCUGGAGGAACACCAAAGAAGUUGGUUGUGCAACUGUCAAAUGCAACAGCCUGCAGAACAUUGGUGGAAACAUUCGACCAUACUUCACCGUCUGCAACUAUUCUCCACCAGGAAACUUUGGUGGCGAGUACACCAACGUUGGCACACGUCUUGGUAAACCAACCGUCUCCAUCUAG
This is a messenger RNA of Endocarpon pusillum Z07020, 990 nucleotides long. RefSeq lists its product as uncharacterized. Lineage: Eukaryota; Fungi; Ascomycota; Eurotiomycetes; Verrucariales; Verrucariaceae. The transcript is spliced from 2 exons. Bases 1 to 990 code for a protein of 329 amino acids. Gene Ontology annotation, cellular component: extracellular region. The record is from RefSeq and is a predicted model, not a curated record.